Messenger RNA from Penicillium salamii, 459 nucleotides. The record is from the annotation of a GenBank genome assembly. Lineage: Eukaryota; Fungi; Ascomycota; Eurotiomycetes; Eurotiales; Aspergillaceae.
AUGGAUUACCUGUCGUACCUUCCUGGGUUCCCAUCUCUUUCUCUCUCUUUCUCAAAGCUCUCUCUCUCUCUCUCUCUCUUCAAGCUUCAAAAGUCUCAAUCCACCCCGGACGUAUCUUCAUCUUUUGAGCCUCCAGCUGAGUUCUCGCCCAUUGAACACGAAUUUGAAGAUCCUCUUGCGCAAGUGGCAAAGGAAACGAAAAAACAACAACCGUUCACCACUUGUGUGGACGUACGAAACUCCCUAGAGCACCUUCGUCAAGCCCUUGAGCAAGACGAAACUUGCGAUCAGUACCUCGUUUUCACAUCUGUCCCUCGCAAAUUCUGUCGAUUCUCUUAUAACGCCAAAACGCAGGUCUUGGUUACGAUCAGCAUCAGACGCCAAAUUCUUGAGAUCUUCUUACAACGAUGGGAAGUUGUUACUCAAGGACCCGUCCUGGCGAGAUCAUCCCCUUGUUAA